Coccomyxa subellipsoidea C-169 is the source of this 1137-nucleotide messenger RNA. RefSeq names its product cytochrome P450. The record is from RefSeq and is a predicted model, not a curated record. NCBI's taxonomy places the organism in Eukaryota, Viridiplantae, Chlorophyta, Trebouxiophyceae, Coccomyxaceae. Gene Ontology annotation, molecular function: heme binding; oxidoreductase activity, acting on paired donors, with incorporation or reduction of molecular oxygen; iron ion binding. The transcript has 7 exons. Bases 1 to 1137 code for a protein of 378 amino acids.
AUGAAUGAGGCCACAGAUGUCCUGCUGUUGAAAUUGGCAGCUGCGGCCAAGGAGAAUCGCGUGGUUGAUCUGUACACGCUGAUUGGAAGCAUGACUCUCCAAGUUGUUGGAACGACUGCAUUUGGGGUUGAGUUCAACACUCAGGAACUGGACAGCACAGACACAAAGUUGGGAGAGGAGCAGCAGCAAACUGCACAGCGCCUGAGGGAUGCCGUUGCAUUCAUUUUUUCUGUCAGUGUUUUCAAUUUCUCAGCGUACAGCCCCUUCAUCUUCUUGUUCCCCUUCAUGGCACCUCUCUUGCGCGUCCUGGCGGCCACCUUCCCGGAUAAGGGCUUGCUCAAGAUGAAGCGCAGCCGCGAGAUCAUCAUAGAGGAGGUUGCUGCCCUCAUCCGCCAACGCCGCCUCGCCCUCAACGAAGAGGUCAAUGGGGAGAAGCAGGGUGGGGCCAGGGGUCUGCGGGAGGACACGCUGGGGGUGAGGAAGGGGGUCGCGCCCGGCAGCUUCCUGGACCUGCUCGCCUUUGUGUUGAUGCUGGCGGGGUAUGAAACAACAGCCGCGGCGCUGUCUUUCACGCUGUAUCUGCUGGCCGCCAACCCGGACAAGCAGCAGCUGCUGGUGGAUGAAGUGGACAGCUUUGGCCGAGACAGGAAGCCCAGUCUGGAGGACUUGGAGAGCCUGCCCUUCCUGGAUGCCUGCCUGAAGGAGGGGCUGCGGCUGUACCCCCCGGCGCCCACGCACAUCCGGGAGGCCGCGCGCGACACUGAGAUCGGCGGGUACCGGGUCAGGAAGGGGCAGUGGCUGGGAUGCGCCGUGUGGUCCAUGCACCGCAACCCCAAGUACUGGAAGGACCCGGAGCGUUUCCUGCCAGAGAGGUUCAUAGAGGGGGCCGCAGAGCAUGAGGAGGGCGUGUACAAGAAGUGGUUCCCUUUCGGCGACGGCAUCCGCGCUUGCAUCGGCGCCCGUUUCGCUCUCAUGGAGGCCAAGGUGACACUGGUGCGGAUGUAUCAGCGCUUCACAUUUGAGCUGGAGCCCGGGCAGGUGCCCUUGAAGAUCCGCAACAACAUCACAAUCAGCCCUGAGAACGGCGUCCUUGUGCGGACCAUUCCCCGCCCUGCCACCCUGCAGAGGGAGCCCUGA